Messenger RNA from Cladocopium goreaui, 2094 nucleotides. The record is from the annotation of a GenBank genome assembly. Lineage: Eukaryota; Dinophyceae; Suessiales; Symbiodiniaceae.
AUGUCCAAGAAGCAGAAGGGGGGGGCCAGAAGGACACAAGUUCCUGAGGUGGAUGAGGAGCACCUCCUUGACACCUGCCUGAGCCAUGUCCAGAAAGCUGGUGUCUCUGCCAGUUUUGCCUUAGGAGCCUACUUCCACACAGAAGCCAGCCAUGCUGUGAGAGGAAGUGCCCUGGCAGACCUUCAGCAUGUAGUAGAAGAUUUGCUGAAAGUGAGCUCCACACUGGAGUUCAAGUACUCAACCCUGAAGAGGGUGUUUGUUGAAGUGCUGAAGCAAUUCCCUGGCCUGAAGGACAGGUUCCCUGUCAGCCAACAAGGGAAUGCUGCCAAGGCAUUUGCAGAUGGCAUUUUGGUUGUCUGCAACCAUGCCAGGAGGAUUGGCAGAGAUGAGGGCAGACUGGCUGAGGCUUGCUCCAAACUCACAAGUUUCCAAGCUAAAAAGCUGGAAGAGAUAGCAGGGUUGCUGAAAAAAGAUGAGCAGCCUGCAAAAAGGUUUGGAGAAGAUAAGGAAGAAGCCACCCCAGUAAAGAAGAAGAAGAAGAAUGAAGAAGAGAAGAAGGGUGUAAGCCCUGGCACAGCAGCACUGUUGGAAGAGUUCCAGAUCCCUUCCACUCAAGAAGGGGAAUCAGAAGAUGAAGGCCUGCUGGCUUCUGCCAGGAAAAGCAAGCCAAUCCCUGUGAGGAAAGCUCUGCUGAAAGCUGAAGUAGCCAAGAAAAGGCCUGCUGCAUGCAAGAAACCAGCUGCUGCCUGCAAGAAACCAGCUGCUGCCAAGGCCCCUGGAACUGGCAAACUUGGCGAUGAGCAGUCAGUGACACAGCCUUUGAUCCUCAUGCCCUACAAGAAAGUGGGGAGCUGUGCUGUGAGGAUCAGAGGGGGCCAGCAGAUACUGCAAGUGAAGAGUCACAAGGGCUUGGAGCAGAGCAAGAAGAUUGCAGCAGAGCUGAAGAAGAUGUUGGAGGAUGGCAAGACUUUGGGUGAAGUGAAGGCCUGCAAGGCCCAAAGCUUGGCAAGUAGCAGCCAGCCCAAGGGAGUAGCUGAAGCCAUGGACCCUGCUGGGAAGGGCAAGAAGGGUGAGAAGGGCAACAAGGGAGGGUGGACAGAGAACUGGGCAGGAAAAGGAAUGCCUCCAGGAGUGAUGAAGCUGGACUUCGAGUCAACCCGCAUGUACCUGAUUCGAGUCAAGCAGCAGGUAGCAGAAGGAAUGGCAGACCAGGACUUCUACGAGGUGAUGGUGGAGAGGAUGCUUGAGGAGCCAUGGGAGGAGCCCCUGCCCCAGAAGGAGGAGGAGGAGGAGAAGCAUGGCCUAAUGCUCCCUGGAACAACCCAGCCCCACAUGGAGGAAAAGGGAAGAGUGAGGCUGCAAGUGGGGAUGGAGGAGGAAAAGGGAAGAGUGAUAUUGGAGGAUCUGGAGGAGGAAAAGGCAGUGAAGGAUCUGCAGCACCUGCAGCCCCACAUGCAGGAGGAGGAGGAGGAGGAAAAGGCAAGAGUGAAGGAGAUGGAUCUGCACCAGCUGGAGGAGGAGGAGGAAAAGGCAACAGUGAGGGAGAUGGAGCUGCACCACAUGAAGGAGGAGGAGGAAAAGGCAAGAGUGGGGGAGAUGGAGCUGCACCAGCUGCAGCCCCACAUGGAGGAGGAGGGGGAGGAGGAAAAGGCAAGAGUUGGGGAGAUGGAGCUGCACCAGCUGCAGCCCCACAUGGAGGAGGAGCUUCAUCUUCAGCAGGUGGUGGAGCAGGAGGAUGGGAUGGAAGCUGGGAUGGCUGGAGCGAUUGGGGCUGGCAAGGAGGAUGGGAAGGCUGGGAAGAUGGCAGCUGGCAUGGUGGAGCAGGUGGUGGAGCAGGAGGGGGAGUUUGGGAACACCAAGGGCAAGAUGUACCAUGGGCUCAGUUGGAGCCCCAGAGAUCUUGAGGACUGGGAAGGGGGCGACAGAGAAUUCUGGGAAGCCCUAGUCUUCAUGGAUCUGGACUAUGUGAUGAUCCACUGUGACUUUGGCAGCAUUUCAAUGCAGGGAUUGCCAGAGGAUCAGCUAUGUCACAAAGAAGAGCUGCCUGAGAUCUACUCACUGCCGAGGAUGUAUGAGAGCCUUGCUUGCAAUUAG